Molecule: messenger RNA, 1008 nt
Organism: Nylanderia fulva
Lineage: Eukaryota; Metazoa; Arthropoda; Insecta; Hymenoptera; Formicidae
Source: RefSeq, a predicted model, not a curated record
AUGCACGGUCGAUUCCAAUGGGCCCGAGCGCUCAUCGAUCAAGGAUCUGUGUCAUCCUUUAUAACCGAAAAUUUAGUGCAGUCAUUAAGACUUCCGAAAUUAAAUACCGCUGUUAGGGUAACAGGUAUCGGCGAAACGCAGACAAGCGUUCGACAUGCCGUUCAUCUAACGAUAACUCCCAGCAACGCGGACACUCCGGUUUAUAGAACCACCGCGUUAAUUUUAAAAUCGUUAACUCGAUAUUUGCCAAACCGUCUCGACAUUCCAGAGCAAUGGCCGCAUUUGAAUGGCCUUUCGUUAGCUGAUCCCGAUCCCGCAGGAUCAGAUCCAAUAGAAAUAAUUAUCGGAGCGGAUCUUUUCGGGUCACUCAUCCUCGACGGCGUUCGAAAAGGCGCGGUUGACGAACCGAUCGCUCAAAAUACCGCGCUAGGCUGGAUCAUAUCCGGACCUAUAGCGCAACUCAGACCGCUCUCGCAGUCGUCCAUUGGAGUACAUCAUUGCUCUGUUACGGAUGAUCUCAAUCAAACUCUCCGCCGAUUUUGGGAAAUCGAAGAAAUUCCCGCUUCAUCAAAAAUAACUAGUGAAGAAAAGGCAUGCGACGACCAUUUUAAUUCGACACACUCUCGAAAUUCUGAAGGUCGCUAUAUCGUCAGACUUCCAUUUAAACAAGGACCUCCACUCAACAUUGGAGAAUCUCGACAUUCCGCGCUUCAGAGUUACCUUCGCACGGAAAGCCGCAUUAAAACAGAUUCAUCGAAAUCGUCGGAAUAUCAUAAUUUUUUAAAAGAAUAUUAUGAUCUGAGACACAUGCAACGCGUCUCAGAAACCGAACAAUUAAUCGACUCGAAUCAAAUCGUAUAUAUUCCGCACCAUGCCGUAUUCCGCGCUAACAGUUUAACAACGCGAAUACGUAUCGUUUUCAACGCUUCAAGUCGAACCUCAAACGGUACGUCAUUAAUGAUCAUUUAUAUCCGGGCCCUAAACUUCAAAAGGACCUUGCUGCAGUGA